Molecule: messenger RNA, 1764 nt
Organism: Neltuma alba
Lineage: Eukaryota; Viridiplantae; Streptophyta; Magnoliopsida; Fabales; Fabaceae
Exons: 5
Coding region: 117-1448 (443 amino acids)
Biological process (GO): protein transport
Source: RefSeq, a predicted model, not a curated record
CAAUUUAUUUCAAGGUUCUCAUAUAUAACUCAUUUUCCUUCUCUCUAGCUUCUCCUCGAAAUCAGAGAGAAAGAAGCAGAGGAGGCAGGGCCAUCCAAAAGCAGAGCAGGGACUAUAUGGGUAAGAAGCGUGAUGCUCUGUUUGGAAGAGCCUUCAAGGCUUCAAAAUUCAAGCCACUCGUUAAUCUCGCCGUUUCUCGCCUCGCUGUCCUCCGGAUCCAGCGUCAAGUUCGCUUCAAACAAGCCCAUUCUGAUGUUCUCCAGCUUCUGCAACAGGGUUACCAUGAACGUGCUCUGCUUCGCGCUGAGCUUGUGGUCAAGGAGCAGAACUUGCUGGAUGUGUAUGAUAAGAUUGAAGGGUACUUGAACCUCUUAGUCGAAAGGAUCCACCUCAUUGAGGAAGAAAGAGAAUGCCCAGAAGAACUGAAGGAGGCUGCGUCGGGUUUACUGUAUGCGUCUUCAAGGUGUGGAGAAUUUCCAGAACUUCAAGAGAUUCGUACAGUCUUGACCACUCGCUUUGGGAAAGAGUUCGCUGCUCGUGCCAUUGAGCUGCGCAACAACUGUGGAGUCCCUCUUCAGAUAGUACAGAAGUUGUCAACGAGAAUGCCAAGCCCGGAAAGCAGAAUGAAGGCAGUCAAAGAAAUUGCUUCAGAGAAUAACAUUAUUCUGCAGCUCGACGAAGUCUCUUCUGGCAUAGUCGAGGGACCAUUGAAUGUGAAAAAUGAAAACCAACUAGGGCCUGAUAGACAAGAAAAGGAGAAUAUCGAUAAUUUAAGAAAUGGUGGAAAACAUGAUGAGCUUCCUGAUUCCAUUGAGGCAAGGAAAAAGUAUAAGGAUGUAGCCGAUGCAGCACAAGCAGCUUUCGAGUCAGCAGCGAAUGCGGCUGCUGCUGCAAGAGCUGCAGUUGAACUCUCACGAUCUGGAUCACACGAUCCUCCUCCCAAUUAUCACAACACUCCUGAUGAUGAUGCUCAUGUUAACUCUGGGGUAAUUAUCUCUCAAGUGUUUGACAGGGAAAUUGUCGCUCCCCCCGAUGAUCACAACACUUCUGAUGACAGUCGUGGUAACUCUGGGGAAGCAAUGUCUCACGUGGUAGACGAGCAAAUUGUCAAAGAAAAUCGAGGUGAGGAGUUUAAAAAGAGUGACAAAGAAGAAGCUGUGAGAGAGGCUGCAGUGUCAGUGGUUGCAGAAGUAGAUGCUCGUCCUGUUAAAGAGGAACCAGUUUUCGAUGAGAGUGAGAAGGAAGCAGAUUAUGAACAAGAGGGCAAACAAUCUUUGAAGCAGAUAUCUUCCAAGAGUCAUGAUGGUAAAGUGGCUGGUUUUGACACUGAGGAUACAAUUUUGAAGGCAGACCCAGGAUCCACCAAGAAGAAGAGCUCAUUGUCCAUGAACUUGGAACAGUUGAAGAAGCCAUUUUCAGUGAGGACUAAACGAGUAUGGGGAUUUUGAUUAAGGACGAGAGCGUGUAGUGUGUUAAUUUUCAUGUAGGACAGAAUGUUGUGAGAAUAUUUUAAGUAGAUCCGCAAAAGGAAACAGAGCAAGUUGAUUGUAGAGACGUGUAAAUAUCCCUAGCAUAUUUACAUGUAUUCACAUAACUCACUCUGGUUAUCUUUCAUAGAUCUGCUCCACUUAAACAUCUUCUCAAGUUUUGUUAAUAGCUUAGGCUAUGUGUUGAUUGCUUGGUCUGUUAAUUUUUUUUAAUCUUCUACUCCCCCAAGAAGGCAAAGUUGUUUUGGAUAGAGUGAGUUUAAGAAAUCGUUCAACA